AUUUGCAUUAUUAGAACAGGGUUUAGCAGCAGAUAGACAAUUACAGAAUGAUAAGGAAGUGAUAUUAGAGAUGUUACCAGAGGUAUCAGCUGUUAAUGAUUCUAUAGUUCAGCCCAAACAACAUGUGCUUAUUUGUAAAAAAAAUAAUAACCCUUCUAAUAAUAGUACAUCUAACUUCAAUUCAGUUAUAGAUCAGCCUAUUCACAAAGUGAUCAGAGUACCUAAUAAUAAUGCAAACAUCAAGUUAGUAAAAAAAAGGGAGACAGAUACUUUCUUAGAUAAGGUGUAUAAGAAAAGAGUUAGCGAUGAGAUUAGGCAGAAGAAUAGAGAAAAGAAAUUAUUGUAUGAAUUAUUUAUAGAGGAUUUAUCUGCUCCCUCCAGAGCCUCUUCUGUAACUCAGAAUGAAGAAUCUCAAUUACAUAAGAAGAAA
This is a messenger RNA of Racocetra fulgida, 430 nucleotides long. The record is from the annotation of a GenBank genome assembly. Lineage: Eukaryota; Fungi; Glomeromycota; Glomeromycetes; Diversisporales; Gigasporaceae.